Molecule: messenger RNA, 867 nt
Organism: Fonsecaea multimorphosa CBS 102226
Lineage: Eukaryota; Fungi; Ascomycota; Eurotiomycetes; Chaetothyriales; Herpotrichiellaceae
Exons: 1
Coding region: 1-867 (288 amino acids)
Source: RefSeq, a predicted model, not a curated record
AUGGGCUGCGGAUCGUCACGUCUGAAGGGAGCAGAUAUACCCGACGUCAAUACCCAGACAACGACAAUUACACAAUCGCAGCCAAUCAAAAAAGUCAGGACCAACUUCUCGGACGUCGACUACGAUCAAGACGCUCGACAGCGGCGCCUCACGGAAUAUGCACCGCAUGAACAACCUCCUCCAGUGAGGGAGGAGAGUCGCGACUUUACCGCUGAACAGAGUUCUUACGAACAGUAUCAGCAAUACGACAAUCGACCUGAUCGCCCGGCUUAUGACACCGGCGGGUCGGCGACCUAUGCGAAUGACAGGACCAUGUCAGGCGCCAGCGGCCUGGACAGGGAUAACGAUGCAACUCUGAAACCCUACCAGACCAUAGAUGGGGGUGACUGGGAUAACCAAGACGACCAGCAGCGGAGGCAAUCGUCCUAUGCCAACGGCAUGCAGGACGGACAAGACCCGACUUCAGACUCAUCCAAGAACGAUUUCGCCUCGGCAAACGACCCGGCGAACCGCAACUAUCAAGAUGGCUCCCAGUCUGCCCAAAGGGAAAGCCGUACCCAAUCUCAAGCCGACGGGCACAACAACGCCGACGACCAGAACACGUCUCCGACCUCGUACAACACCAACCCGGACAUCCACGACGACGAUGGCGACCACAAGAAGUCGUGGUUCGGCCAGAAAUACGCGUCCUUCCAGUCCUCCAAGCGCGGGACGGGCCUCAGUGACGAGGACAUACUCAAGUACACGGGCAAGGACAGGAGCGAGCUGAACGAGUGGGCCCAGAACAGGGCCGGGGUCGGGGGCAACCAGGAAGCUGGGAGGAUCGGGUCGGACUCGGGCCUUGCGGCGGGUGCGCCUUGGAAUUAG